Molecule: messenger RNA, 1875 nt
Organism: Oppiella nova
Lineage: Eukaryota; Metazoa; Arthropoda; Arachnida; Sarcoptiformes; Oppiidae
Source: the annotation of a GenBank genome assembly
CGUCAACACAACAUAUGAUAAACAAAGCAUUGAAUCCGUGUUUCACUGUUUGUUGUCCUCUGAGGCUCUGACGUCCGCACAAACAUUGGCUGCAAUCACAUCAUCACAUCCAACACAUCCAUCUGAUCCAUGAGCUGAACACGUGUUGAGAUGCGAAGAGUGAGUCCGAACCGUUACCCGAGUGUGGGGACAGCCGUUUUUGAGUCAUCCAGUCAUCACUCAUUACUUCUGAACGGAUUGAAUGAAUUGCGAUCCAAUGGACAACUCUUUGACGUGACUUUGAUUGCCGGCGGAACCGAUGGCAACAAAUUCUCGGCCCAUCGGGUGGUGCUGUCCGCCUGUUCCGACUACUUCAGAGCCAUGUUUACGGAUCAGGUGUUUAUGGAGACACAACAGAAGGAGAUUGUUCUCAAUGGAGUCACCAAUGAAGGUCUUCACUAUAUCCUUGAGUUCGCGUAUACCUCGCGAUUGGCCCUCAACUUGUCCAACAUUCAGGACGUGUUGUCGACCGCAUCUCACGUCCAGAUGCAGGACGUGGUUCAGGCCUGCAGUGACUAUUUGGAGGAACAGAUAAUUGUCGACAAUUGUCGAGAUUUGGCCACAAUCGCGGACACGUACUCUUUGUGGCAGUUAUCCAAAAGAGUUUAUCACUUCAUUUGUUCCAAUCUGUUGUCAUUCUCGCGAACCAAUGAAUUACAGCGACUCACUGCCCAUCAAUUGACGCGAAUUCUUGACUGCGAUUAUCCCGUCGACUGUUCCGAGAGUGAGAUCCUAUCGAUUGUCAUGAAAUGGAUUGAAAUGAAUGUCAGCGAAAGAGUGCAAUAUUUGGCUCAUUUGUUGCGUUACAUUAACUUCAAAGAGAUCACCAAACAAGAGUUGUCUCAACACUGGAACCGUUUGCAGCAGAUAUUGUCCGAAUCGAUGGCGUGUCUUAUUUACAGGAAAAUGUUUGCCCAAAAGGAUUAUAAAUCUCCGGAAGACUCUAACAUUUUAAUCAAUACUCGAGGAAUGGAAUUAGCGAUCAUUAAAGUUGGUGGUUUCAACAAUUCUGGUGUCACUAAUGAAAUCACAUAUUACUUGCAAAGCGAGAAGAAAUGGAAAUACUUGUCGCGAAUUCCACACGUGGAACAGUGCAACUUCGGAUGUGCUGUCCAUAAGAAUCAACUUUAUGUAAUCGGCGGCUGUUUUAAUCAAAGUCUAGAAGAGAAUGUCCAUCCGUUUGGCUUUCGAUAUAAUCCUAUUUACAAUAAUUCUUCAAAUCCGUGGUCAACCAUAGCACCGAUGCAUAGGGAGAGGUGUCGGUUCACUCUCAUAGCUGUUGACAAUUAUCUCUAUGCAAUUGGAGGCGUUUCCGAAACUGAAUUCCCAAUCAUUGGCGACGACUUAUACACUUCCGGUGAGAUCUAUUCACCCGAAGCGGACGAAUGGACACCAAUGGCCAGUCUUGCGAUGAACAACCGGUCACAACACGCCGCCAUUGCUUCCAAUCAUUUUAUUUUUGUUUCCGGAGGUUUAGAUCAGGACAUUGUCCUCAAAGAUCUGAUUCGUUACAAUACUGUUACCGAUGAGUGGGACUCCAGUCUUAGCCCAAUGUUAUGCGAACGGGCCGACCAUUCAAUGGUUGUCUACAACAAUAAGAUUUAUGUGAUCGGCGGCUGGUUUGAGGAUCCCAUGAAUGGCACCAGAGUUCUGGUCAAUACUAUUGACUGUUACGACAUAAUCAGCGACUCGUGGUCUGUGGUCGGAGACAUACCGACCCCUCGAUAUCACGCGGGGAUUGUAAAUAAAGGCUCCACUCUUUACAUCAUUGGAGGCUUUCAUAGUGACAGCACUUUCGACAGGGCCUCGGGUCUGAUCGAGUCCUUUGAUUUGGUG